Messenger RNA from Syzygium oleosum, 997 nucleotides. RefSeq names its product glutathione S-transferase U8-like. Gene Ontology annotation, molecular function: glutathione transferase activity. Gene Ontology annotation, cellular component: cytoplasm. Bases 160 to 834 code for a protein of 224 amino acids. Gene Ontology annotation, biological process: glutathione metabolic process. The record is from RefSeq and is a predicted model, not a curated record. The transcript has 2 exons. Lineage: Eukaryota; Viridiplantae; Streptophyta; Magnoliopsida; Myrtales; Myrtaceae.
AACAUCGAUGUUGCGCUGUCUCCCCCGCUAAGGAUUCUUCUAUAAAAUUGAACCCCACAAGAAGCCAAAGAAAAGCAAGUGACUCACACAAGUUCUUAGUUCUUACUUAGCCAAGGCACAAGAAGAGCUUUCUCAGUGUGUGAGAGAGUGUUUGGAUAGAUGGGUGAAGAAUUGAAGCUAUUGGGUAUGUGGGGGAGCCUGUUUAGCCGGCGAGUCGAGAUGGCUCUGAAGAUCAAAGGGCUUAAAUAUGAGUACUCGGAGCAGGAAAUAUUCCACAAUAAGAGCGCUUCGCUUCUCAAGUACAACCCAGUGCACAAGAAGGUACCCGUGCUCAUCCACAAUGGCAAACCCAUCGCCGAAUCUCAGGUGAUUCUCGAGUACAUUGACGAUACAUGGAAGGACCACCCGAUCUUGCCACAAGAUCCGUACGAGAGAGCGAUGGCUCGUUUCUGGGCUAAGUUCUUGGAUGAAAAGUGCGUGCCAGCUCUCUGGAAGGCCUGCAUGAGCGUAGGGCCCGAGAGGGAAAAGACACAGGAGGAAGCAUGUGAGCUCUUGAGCACUCUCGAAGGCGAGCUCAAGGGCAAGAAGUUCUUCGGAGGCGAGAACAUCGGGUUCGUCGACAUCGUGGCCGACGUGCUCGGGUACUGGGUCGGAGUCCUCCAAGAAGCGGUCGGGGUCGACGUCUUGACCGAGGACAAGUUCCCCGUGCUGUGCAGGUGGGCCGAAGACUUUCGGAAUUGCCCGGUCGUCAAGGAGAAUCUGCCUCCAAGGGACAAGCUCUUGGCCUUCUUCAUAACUCAAUCCGAGAUGUUAAACAGCCUUCAGCAAAAGUGAAGUGCGAGUUUGGGGUCGUCCUUGGGUCGUGGUGUGAUUGGGUUCUUGUGUUCGAGUCAGGGCUUUUUAGUAGUAAUAAAGCUGAUCCAAGUGGGGUUUUAGGGGUCUUGCAUCUUGAUAGUGGUGGCCCGUGAUAAUCAUGGUUUACUUAACCAUCAAUUUG